Messenger RNA from Cooperia oncophora, 1218 nucleotides. NCBI's taxonomy places the organism in Eukaryota, Metazoa, Nematoda, Chromadorea, Rhabditida, Trichostrongylidae. The record is from the annotation of a GenBank genome assembly.
AUGGUGGAGAAAAUCACUGUGAAUGGUCGUCUCACUCGUGUGGAAACCAAAUUCGCCUUCAUUGAGACACCUCACGGAAGUGUUUUCUGUCCUUUAGCCGCUGCAAUACCAUCCUCGGAACAUGUGCCAAGUUUUCUAAUGCGUUACAAUGUUGGCGACAUUGUACGUGUCGUUAUGGUCCCGCAGGAGGGAAAAAAUGGAUGCAAAUGGAGAGCUGUGAAGGUGCGCCAAUUGAAGAAUGUUCUUGAAAUGGAUAAUAAUUCUCAACGUGCUCCGUGUAUGGCAGCUGGACCCAGUGGAUCAAAUGUCGCGCUAAUCACAGACAAGCGGGUCGUGGUCACCAAUGUAUCUGAAACUCUGGCUUUUGGAAUCAGUGACGAAUUUGGAUCGGUUUUCAUCCCAGGCGCAGCGUUUUCUGCAGAGGAAGUAACACGACUAAACUCGUACCUAAACAUAGGUGAUGAACUGCUGGUGUCAGUUCGUGCCCAGGGUGAUGUAAACGGUUGUAAAUGGAUAGCCACAUCCGCGACGAAGCUGAGCAAGUCUCAGGGACCGCUUAUCACUGGUUGCGGAAAGAUUGUGUCAUUGACGAAAUUCCAUGCAAUUGUUUGGUGUCCACUUUAUGGGGAAGUUAAGUGUACGAUUCUUUCUUGGAUUGGAGGUGAUGGAGGAAUGAAUGCAGAGUGGCUCGAUGAGAUCCUUAGUAUAGGUGACAGUGUACUAUUCACUGCCAUCAAGCGUGACGGAGACAAUGAGUGGAAAGCAGUGAAGUGGACAGCACGUGGUUUUCGAAUUGGGGAUCACCGCGUUCAACUAGCUGACUCUUAUACUCAAACGGUUGUUUCACCUCCAGAGUUAAGUCGGCGCUACAUUGUGCCAGCUCUUGGCGAAGCGUUAUCAGAAAAACCUACUCUACGAAAUGUACUAACUAGGGACGACUGUUCCACCUUAGCAAAACGAACAUCAGGACAAACUGUAGUAUGUGCUCUGCUCUCUUCUACGUCUCCACCCACUAUCAGAGAUGAUACAGGUACAACACACCUGUCAACUUUUCCGAGUGAAAUGACUGCGGAUGAAGGUGAUCCGUGUUUGUUUCUCUUCGAAUGUUCAGUGGUACCGCCAAAAUGCCUACGUGCAACCCCGAUUCCUCCCGAGCUAGUGCCAGUUAUGAAAUAUCAGCUGAUAAAAUUUCGAGAAUAUGAGCUGAAAUCACCGUGA